Molecule: messenger RNA, 1265 nt
Organism: Glycine soja
Lineage: Eukaryota; Viridiplantae; Streptophyta; Magnoliopsida; Fabales; Fabaceae
Product: probable WRKY transcription factor 13
Exons: 3
Coding region: 188-892 (234 amino acids)
Biological process (GO): regulation of DNA-templated transcription
Molecular function (GO): sequence-specific DNA binding; DNA-binding transcription factor activity
Source: RefSeq, a predicted model, not a curated record
GGGAAAGUUGGUUUUGCAACGUUAUAAGUUUAUGCUUUCCAUUAGGGUCUCACCCCCCAAGGUUUGAGAGAAACCACCUAUUUCAAUUUUCACCAAACCUCUUCCUCUAGAAACAUCAUCAACCUCUAUAUAAAGAUAAUUGGAAGAGAGAAGGGAGAAGGAGAAAGGGAAAAGAUCAUAAGAAGUGAUGUCAACAACUUCCCAUCCCAUUGUUCACCACAGCUUAUUCGAUGAGCAGGACCAGAUACCUACACAGAUGGGUUUCUUUUCCUUUCCAACAAACCUUACUUUCCCUCCUUUGGGCUGCCAUCAAUCCUCUUUGAAAGCCUUUAGUUCCAUAGCACCUUCUUCACUUGCUAUAUCUCAACAAGAUUCUGCAUCAAAUCUAACAGCAGAAACCCUAUUCUCAACCACUGCUCAAAAGUCAAGAGAAGACCUCACUUCUAGCUUUGGAGGAGGUCAAUUCCUAUCCUUGCAUAGAUCAAGUGUAAAUCCAUGGGCAUUGGGAGAAGUGGCUGAAUGCUUCAGCAGUAAAAGAAGUGGAUUUGAUGAUCAUCAUUUCCGAAUUUCAGCCAUGAAGAUGAAGAAAAUCAAGGCAAGAAGGAAGGUGAGAGAGCCUAGGUUUUGCUUCAAGACCAUGAGCGAUGUGGAUGUAUUGGACGAUGGCUACAAGUGGAGGAAGUACGGACAGAAAGUUGUGAAGAACACGCAGCACCCCAGCUAUUACCGUUGCACACAAGAUAAUUGUCGUGUAAAGAAACGCGUGGAACGCUUAGCCGAGGAUCCAAGGAUGGUGAUAACCACAUAUGAAGGGAGACAUGUUCACUCUCCAUCAAAUGAUCUCGAAGACUCUCAAACUCCAUCUCAACUUGAUAGCUUCUUAUUAUGGUAGAGACUACACCAACAUAUAUAAUAUUCAUGUAAAAUAUGUAUAUGUUCCUGAGGGUGUGCUUUGUUGAGAUGAAAACUGAAUAAGUAUAUAUAGAGGAAGGAGUCAAUGUAUUUAUAAAAUGCAUGAUAUAUAUUCUCCAUCCACUAUGUAUUCCCGCGUUUUCAUCACUUCCAAGCACACCAUGAGAGUGUCUUUGAUUUUUCUAGUUAUAUAUAUACCACGCAUUUGGUUUGUGUCUUGGUGUACGGAUUAAAACUAAUUAAGAAACUAGUGGCAUUUGUACGUUGCCCUAGUUUUAUAUAUUGGUUAGUCUUUGUUAGCAUAAACACUUUGUAAUUGAAAUAGAAUUGUUGGUAUUUUUUUUUUGGGUGAA